CAUUCAUUCGCGGAGGACAAUCUCUGUUCUUAAAGACGCAGGCGAGCUACCCACGUCCACAGGAGCGAGAGAAGGAGGAAAAAAACAGUCGUUCUGACUUCAUUCCUGUGCCUGAGGGGAACAGUUCCGCUGCACGCAGAUAUAAGGCAGCGCGUAAAGAUCCACACGGUCCUCCUGGCGCGCUGAAAUAGAGUUUCAAAGCGUUGCUUUGGUUGUUCAUGUGCAGCUGAAUAGAAAUUUGCGACAUAUCUGGUGCAAACCCAAAUCUGGAGCAAAUCUGACACGCCUUACAUUGUAGGAGGAGAUGGCCAAGUUUUUCCGUGCCGCUGUUUUGGGUCCGCCGGGAUCUGGAAAAGGCACGAUCUGUAAGAGAAUAGCAGAAAGCUUUGGCCUGCAGUACCUGUCCAGUGGCCACUUUCUGCGCGAGGGCAUUGCAGCCAACACAGAGGCAGGCGUGCUGGCAAAGACCUACAUAGAGAGGGGCAUGCUGGUUCCUGACCAAGUGAUGACCAGACUGAUGCUGCCCAAACUGGAGCAGCUGAAGAACCACAGCUGGCUGCUAGAUGGUUUCCCUCGUACACUGGCACAGGCUCAGGCCUUGAACAAUCUCUAUCAGAUGGACUUGGUCAUCAGUCUCAACAUUCCCUAUGAAACUCUGAGGGAGAGGCUGAGCGACCGCUGGAUCCACCCAGCCAGCGGGAGAGUCUACAACAUGGGCUUCAACCCCCCUCGAGUGCAGAAUGUUAAUAUGUUGGAAAAAGAAUCAAUUUCUUCUGGUCUUCUCCUUUCUGACCUCAGAUCACAAGGAAUCCUUCACUCAUUUUCUGGAACAGAGACUGACAAGAUUUGGCCUUACAUCAACACGCUCCUCAGCACCAAGAUGCCGUCAGACGCCCAUCCAACCCCAACGCCCUGACUGGGCUGCAUGAAGAGGCCAUGGAGAAGAAGGAGGAAGUGGUUCUUUUUGGUUGCUUUUUUUUUUUUUUUUUCACAUGCUGGAGUGAGAUUCCCAGAAAUGCACUAGGAUGCGAAUGAACCUAUUGGUUGAUUUUUAUUUUAUUUUUUUUCUAAAGUACCAUUGUGCAAACAUUUCCAAAGCUUUGUACUUGAGAUCACUAGGAUUUGUUGAUUAUCACCUUCUUAAAUGUUGGUGCUUCUAAGCUUCUUUUUUUUUUUCUUGUUUAUAACUUUCUUAUUUUCAAUCAUACUUCUGUAUUGAUGGAACAGGAGUGCUAAGGUAGGAAAAAAGGUAAAAUUAAUUAAUAAUAAAUUGCAAUUCAAGUGUUUUCAACCAAAAAAUAGAAUAGAGUGUGAUUUUAAAAAAGACCAAAAAUUAUUUCAUUCAUCUUUGCAGGUAUAUGCGCUCCAUUUUCGACUUGGGAAAGCAGAGAGAGUUACUUGUUGCUCUUAGCAACCAGGUCGACUACAAAAAGCAAACCAACCAGUAACUGCUUUUUUUUUUUUUUUCCUCUAUUAAAACACUGUAACAACAUUUUGUUCUGGCAAUUUGACAAUAGCUUUGUGUGCCUGGUUUAAUGAGAUAUAAAACUUGUGGAAACAAGUUGUUAUUGCAGCUAUCACUGCUUUUUAUUUGCUACGGUAUUUGUGCAGCAGCCAUACUGGAUUUUAAAGUGGAGUGUUGGUAAGGCAAACUUGACUCUAGUUGGUCUUCCACCUUCAGUUAGUUUCCAUUUGAUUAUAUCAUCCUUUAAAUGGGAAAUUUUGACACAACGCAUCAUAUUUAAAAUAGAAUGUUUUCUUCUCAUAUUUGUGCCCCAACAUGUGCCUGAUAGCAGUGGUGAUUAUGUUGCAGGCAUAAGUCAUCUGUUACAAUGUGUUGACCAUUUUGCCAGUUGUUGACCUUUUGAUUCGGUACACAGCAGUGUGAGCUUUUUUGGGAAUGGUGUAAACAUUAGUGGAUAUUUGCUAAAACGGUUCAUGCAGACAUUACAGCUUCUCUGCAGGCAUUUAAAGCUAAUUGCCUUGAAUGUUGGUACAUUUCCUUAAAUGUACUCCGAUGUUGCCUUCUGAUUUUUUUUCUAUGAAGUGCAACAUUUUCCCAAUGGUGUAUCUAUGUAAGAGGCAUUUUUUUAUGAUUCUGACACUGUUACAGUCUCCUUGUUCUUUUUUUAUAUGUCCUCUGUCAUUCAUUGUUGCUGAAUGAUUUUUUUUUGUUUCAAACAUGUCCCUCUGUUGUCUUUGCCUUUCAGCUUUUUUUCAUGGAGAAUAGUUCAGGUGCCAUCAUUAGGUUUUCUUCUUUAUAAUAAUAUGGUAAACUAUUCAAAAAAUGACAGCUGCUGAAAAAAAAAACAAAGAUAAGUUUGAAGCGUUUUUCCAGUUCUGUGGCCUUUUAGUUUCUAACUUGCUACCAAGUUUUUGGAGGUUCCUGCUUGAUGCCUAUAAAUGGCAGCUUUAAAUCAGUGACUGGUAGAGGGCAGAAAGCCUUUUUUUCCUUUUUUAGUUUUGGAUCUAAGGAUUGCUAAUGCUGGGUAUUUUACUUUAAAUUGUCUCUGACUGUGGAUGGAAGACAAAAGGAAAAGAAACUAGGUCAAGAGGUAACGUGGAGUACUGUGCUUCAGGUGUAGUUUCUGUUGUGUUGAAAUGCACCCAUUGGGCUCAGUGUGUGGCCUUAAAGAAGGUCUCUUACUGAAGCGGUGAAAAUGUAAGUCACAGCUUUUAUGUAACACCACAGAGACCUUUCUGUUUUCACAUGAUGUGUUAAGAAGAAGUUACAUUCCAAGAACAAUAAAACUUCUGUCCAAAGCA
This is a messenger RNA of Cyprinodon variegatus (sheepshead minnow), 2766 nucleotides long. RefSeq names its product adenylate kinase 4 (gene ak4). NCBI's taxonomy places the organism in Eukaryota, Metazoa, Chordata, Actinopteri, Cyprinodontiformes, Cyprinodontidae. Gene Ontology annotation, cellular component: cytoplasm. The record is from RefSeq and is a predicted model, not a curated record. The coding region runs from base 305 to 916 and encodes 203 amino acids. The transcript is spliced from 4 exons. Gene Ontology annotation, biological process: nucleobase-containing compound metabolic process. Gene Ontology annotation, molecular function: ATP binding; nucleoside diphosphate kinase activity; AMP kinase activity.